GCUUUUAGUCAAAGUUUUAGUUUGAAGGCAUAAAGAUGCGUCUAGCUAUUGGGGUAUUUUUGGUCGUCGCUGUUCUUCUGGUUUCGGAAAGCGAGGCAGCUGUUAGCCGUGGAAUCUACAAGGAUCCAGCUCAUCCUGGAAAAUGUGUCCUUGAAGGCCUUAUUUUAGAGGCGGGUCAAAGUGCACGGAACCCAAAAAGAUGUGAGCGAAUUUUGUGCGGAGAAAAUAGCACUGUAGAAAGGCAUACAUGUGGUAUCUAUGGACUUGCCCCAGGCCAACAAUUCGGAAAAUACAAGGCUCCAAACGCUGAUUAUCCUGCCUGCUGUGAACGUGAAAUAAUAAACGUGUAAUAAAUAUUUUUAAAAUAUUCAAAUCCUAACACAAACAAAUACAAAGCCGCCUCUUAACUUCAUAA
This is a messenger RNA of Drosophila elegans, 415 nucleotides long. RefSeq lists its product as uncharacterized. The coding region runs from base 36 to 350 and encodes 104 amino acids. Lineage: Eukaryota; Metazoa; Arthropoda; Insecta; Diptera; Drosophilidae. The record is from RefSeq and is a predicted model, not a curated record. The transcript has 2 exons.